Acaulospora morrowiae is the source of this 946-nucleotide messenger RNA. The record is from the annotation of a GenBank genome assembly. NCBI's taxonomy places the organism in Eukaryota, Fungi, Glomeromycota, Glomeromycetes, Diversisporales, Acaulosporaceae.
AUGAAAACCGCUUCAUCGAGUUCUGAAACCAUUAACGCAACUGAAUUCAAUAUACCACAAACUCCCUCAAUCGAUGGAUUACUCAAAAAUAUAGGAUUAGUUUUAGAUAACUUUGAUGAGUUUUCUAGAGAUGACAUCGAUGAUACCAAUAUUCAUGGUAGAACCAUUUUGGAGCAGGGUAACAAGUUCCUGUCGUUAACUCGAGAUUCAAUCGAUGACUGCAAGAAAAUGGAAACUUAUGCUACGGACUUUAUGGAAUACGUGCAAAUAUUAAUGGAGGAAGAUGUAUUGGUCACGGAUUUUAUUGAAACAAUGAAACUUCAGGCUCAAGCUGCUACAUAUAACAGAAUGAGAGCUGCUCGUUUAGUCAACGGAUAUUGCAAUAUCCUAAUAAAUUUGCAAGCUAUCGUAAAUGAAAUAGAAGAUUUUACCUGUCAGACAGGCAUCGAAAAGGAAUUAGAGAAUGAUGCUAGUCAGGCAAGGAAAGAGCAGAAGGCUCGUACCUUUGCCGCAGUGGGAACCGGGAUUACAACUGGAGCUGCAAUUAUUGCAGCGCCGUUUACUGGAGGGUUGUCACUUGCUAUUAUCGGCGCCUUGGGUAUUACGUCUGCGAGUGCAAUGAUAGGUACAUCGGUUACGAGCGUCCGGUAUGGAGAGCUGGCCAAAUUUUCUGAGAGUGAAUUAAGCCAAAUCAAUCAAAUCCGAACAAACAUCGGAAAUGUAAUUAAAGGAUUAAAGUUCGUAGUUCAUCGAUUUAAUGCACUUGAUGAAUUUUUUAAGAAAGAGGAGAUUGAUGUUAAUAAAGUUAUGGAGACGUACGGGACCGAAGAAAAUAAUGCUAGUCUUAGAAUAUCGAGGAUGAAGGGUACAGCGAUAAGAAAACAGUGGGCACGCGUCAAAGAAGUACUUGAAACAUAUUCGACUGAGGCAAAAUCAUUGAUGGACA